Messenger RNA from Cyclospora cayetanensis, 1026 nucleotides. Its product is annotated as ribosomal protein S6 kinase alpha-5. Gene Ontology annotation, molecular function: ATP binding; protein serine/threonine kinase activity. Lineage: Eukaryota; Apicomplexa; Conoidasida; Eucoccidiorida; Eimeriidae. Gene Ontology annotation, cellular component: nucleus. Bases 1 to 1026 code for a protein of 341 amino acids. The transcript has 3 exons. Gene Ontology annotation, biological process: mitotic DNA damage checkpoint signaling; protein phosphorylation. The record is from RefSeq and is a predicted model, not a curated record.
AUGGAGGCAAAACGAAGAUGCAGCUCUCCAGACCCAAGGGGAAAUCCCUCCUUAGAAGCAGCAAUGAUGGAUAGGCAGCCUGCUGCGCAGGAGCAGCAAGCCCCAUUCAACGGUCUCCAACUACCGACUCUGGAUAUUGUGGAACAAAGUAUGCCCCACGAUGCUAAGAGAGCGAUGGAAUUUCUGGAUAAUGUCAUUGACUUGGACGAGGAUGCUACAGCUGAACCACUUGCAAAUACCGUACAGGACAUACAAGAGUCAGAGGAACGGGGCAUCCGGGGUGCUCUCAGCGGGCUCUCCGCCCAACUAGCGGCGACCCACAGAGGCGUAACACUGCCUUUUGGUGUUGCGGAAAUAAAGUAUAUGCCUGAGGGCUCGUUCUCGGGUGGCAUGUUCAUCGCUGUAAAGGUGCAGCUCUCUGAGCUCAUGGUUGGGGACUUGAAGCAGCUGCUGAAAGGCACCUCAUCUCUUUCUGAUGAGGCAAAACAGCACAUUGCACAACGCUCUUUGCUACAAAUGCUGCACAUGCAAGACACAGCGGUUUGCCAUGACAAUUUUAAACCGGACAACCUUUUAAUGAGGCCUGAUGGAUCUUUUCUUUUGGGGGACUUGGGUGCGAGUUCUUUCACCGGGGCAGAGGUUGAAACUCUCGUACGUACUAUUCCAGCCUAUGCGGAGCCAGACUUGAUCUUGUUCAGUUCUCAAUCUCUGCAGACUGGCAAUCUCGUCACGCCUGACAUCAAUGGCGACUUAUGGUCUCUGGGGGUUAUCACAUAUGAGAUUUUCACUGGAAAGUUGCGAUAUGAGCUCGCACAGGCGUCGAGUGAUUUAAGCACCAUGAAAGGAAAAAUUCGUAAUUUACUGAGCAAUGUGAACGCGCCAAAGGAAUUGAUGGCUGAAACGCAAGCGCCGAAGAUCCCAGCUAGGUGGCAGGAACUGCUCAGCAGGCUGCUAGAACCCAGAAGAAAACAGAGAAUCUCUGCACUGGAUGCCGUUGAACAAUUUAGUGAUCUGAUUCCCCAAUAA